AUGUUUCACAGAAAAAGUAGCUUGGGUACCAGAAAAGUCUCUCCGCCUCAACCAACGGUUAUGAGUGCAGAGCAGAAAUUAAAUUAUCUUGAGAGUUUGCGAAGCUAUCGACCAGCAAGACCUACGGGAUCACGUCCUCCCCCAUUCGCCUCCAGAAACCAUGUCUUGCCCACGCAGACUUCUCUAACCAGAUCUGAUUCGGAGCCCGUGAUAUGCUCACCCAAGAACGACCUUCAGCAUGAUCAAGCUGCCCUGCAUGAAGUACAGCCUCAUACCAUCCACAAGUCAAGCUCGUUCUCUAUUCCAGAUGCCUCCUCAAAAGGCCGGCCCCUAGUUCAGCCGCCCGGCAACGUCGCCCCGACUCUACGAGGCAGAAAGGUAUCUCCAACAGCCACGAUUCAAGUGCCUACUUCAGCAGAAGAUGGCGCAUACCUUGAGUCAGUAACCAGAAAGAUUGAAAAAGAGGAAGCACAUAAACUACGAGAAGAGUUAGAAUUCAUUGAUCACAAGGAUGAGGAAACCAGACUGUACUUCGCUGCACAAGAUGAGGCCGCCGAUCUAGUAUGGAAGCAUCAAAACCCCAAUGCUGCAGAAGAAGAGAAGACUGCUGCCUACCGGAACCCGGACCUCAAACUCAAUGAGCAGAGACGUGUCAGCAGUCAUAGGAAAGCUAGCAGCUCAAGGAAGGUUUCCUUCCCGAAUCCUGAAUCUCAGAUAUAUGAGGAACCAGAAGAGCAAGCCCAACCAAUCCAGAAGACUGUCAAGCCUCCAAGCACGGAGCUACCUUUGAGGGUCAAAUCUACCAACACACUUCCAUGGUUGAGAAAGAAAGCAUCUCCAAAGCCAGACACAGCCCCCUUACCUGACCACAAGAAGUACGACCGAUUCGAGAUCCACAGAAACGUACCAACACAGUCGCGGGACGCAGAGUAUACGGCCAACACAUCCCCACGACCAGUGGCAAUAGACACGAUCGAAGAGGUGGAAACUCCAAAAUCGCUGCCAGUUUUGGAAAUAAGGAGCGAAGACAUCCGGGCCGCCACGAGCAUGAAGAGAAAGGACAGAAGUCCCAACCUUCCAACGCCAGUUGCUGUGAGCGACCACCUUGGCCGACCGAUUGUCAGUUUCGAUCCAUCAUGGAAGCCUAUCAGCAAUUCACCACGCAAUAGUCAAGAUAUCGACAGACCCGUGAUCAAACUGACAGAGUCUCCGACCACGCAAAGAUCCACCGAGAGGCCGUUACCCAGACCCAUACCUGCAAUACCAGAAGUCACCGUAUCUGCUCCAGCUGUUCCUACGGUAUGCCUCCCAGAGGACGAGCCUUCCCCGAAGCCAUCUUCAUCUGUGCCGGUGUUCAGUAUAUCUCCAGCACCUCCCGUGCCGACGAUAAAUCUACCAGAUGAAGGCCCGCAAAUACCACAGAUCAACAUAGAAGGUGAAGACACCGAGUCAUCCACAAUUCCAAUUAUCAACCUGCCGACCGGGACCAUCCAGCCUCCUAGGCCGCUACCAAGACACGCAGCAACAGCGCCAGUAGCUGCAACAUCCACGUCAACGAUCCACAAGACGCCCUCGGCACGCAUACCAUGGCUGAACCGUCACACCAUACCAACAGUAUCCUGCUCGAGCUGCGCCCUCCCCAUCUCAGGCCGCAUCGUGACCGCAUCUGGCGGCGGCUCCAACGGCGUCAAAGCCCGCUUCCACCCCCAAUGCUUCACAUGCCAUCAUUGCGCCACCGCACUCGAAUGCGUCUCCUUCUACCCGGAGCCCGAAGAGAAACGCCUCCUCCGCCUCGAGGAGAUGGGCAUUAAUCCUGAAUCUCCCGAGGCAGUCAACGAUCCCCUACGGUUCUACUGCCACUUAGAUUUCCACGAGUUUUUUUCUCCCAGAUGCCGCUCCUGCAAGACGCCGAUAGAAGGCGAGAUCAUCGUCGCCGCCGGCGCAGAAUGGCACGUCGGUCACUUUUUCUGCGCCGAGUGCGGUGACCCCUUUGACAGCACCACACCGUUCGUCGAGCGCGAUAAUUACGCCUAUUGUGUGAGUUGUCAUACGAAACGCACGUCGGCCCGGUGCAGGGAGUGCAAGCAACUCAUCCAGGAUGAACUAACCGUUGAAGCGCUGGGCGGGAAGUACCACGAGCACUGCUUCAUGUGUUUCGAGUGUGGUGGUGGUUUCGGCGAUGAUGGUCGUUUCUUCUUGCGUGAUGUCCCCGUCGAGCCUACGGAUAAGGAGAGAAGAAGAGGGAUCACAAGCAAGGUCGAGGAGAAGGCGGUUUGCGGCCCUUGUGAGGAGAUGAGAUUGAAGGCUUGA
Molecule: messenger RNA, 2310 nt
Organism: Exophiala viscosa
Lineage: Eukaryota; Fungi; Ascomycota; Eurotiomycetes; Chaetothyriales; Herpotrichiellaceae
Product: paxillin
Exons: 2
Coding region: 1-2310 (769 amino acids)
Cellular component (GO): Z disc; nucleus
Molecular function (GO): transcription coregulator activity
Source: RefSeq, a predicted model, not a curated record